AGCAACAUGAAAAUGGGAAACCAAAGUGUCAUCUCAGAGUUCCUCCUCCUGGGCCUGCCUAUUGAGCCAGAGCAGCAAGACCUGUUUUAUGCCCUGUUCCUGGCCAUGUAUCUUAUCACCGUAUUGGGGAAUCUCCUCAUAAUAUUUCUUAUUCACCUGGACUCCCACCUGCACACACCCAUGUAUUUGUUUCUCAGUAACUUGUCCUUCUCUGACCUCUGCUUCUCCUCUGUCACAAUGCCCAAACUGCUGCAGAACAUGAAGAGCCAAGUCCUGUCCAUCCCCUAUGCCGGCUGCCUGGCCCAGAUGUACUUCUUCUUGCUUUUUGCGGACCUAGAGAGUUUCCUCCUGGUAGCCAUGGCCUAUGACCGCUAUGUGGCCAUUUGCUUUCCCCUGCACUACACCACCAUCAUGAGCCCCAAGCUCUGUCUCUCCUUGGUGGUGCUGUCCUGGGUCCUGACCACUUUUAUCUCUUUAUUGCACACCCUACUCAUGGCUCGCCUGUCCUUCUGUGCUGAUAAUGUGAUUCCUCACUUUUUCUGUGACAUGUCAGCUCUGCUAAAGUUGGCCUGCUCUGACAUUCAUUUAAAUGAAAUGGUGAUAUUUAUUUUGGGGGGUCUUGUCGUUAUUGUUCCAUUUCUGUUGAUCUUUUUAUCCUAUGCACGGAUUGUGUCCUCCAUCCUCAAGGUCCCUUCUGCCAGGGGCAUCCGCAAGGCCUUCUCCACCUGUGGCUCUCACCUCUCCGUGGUCUCUCUCUUUUAUGGGACAAUCAUUGGUCUCUACUUGUGCCCUUCAGAUAACAAUUCUACUGUCAAGGAGACUGUCAUGGCUGUGAUGUACACUGUGGUCACCCCCAUGCUGAACCCCUUUAUUUACAGCCUGAGGAACCAGGACAUAAAGGGAGCCUUAGGAAGAAUCUUUUCAAAAUGGACAAUUCAGCUUUCUCUGGGAUAG
Hyaena hyaena (striped hyena) is the source of this 954-nucleotide messenger RNA. RefSeq names its product olfactory receptor-like protein DTMT. The record is from RefSeq and is a predicted model, not a curated record. Gene Ontology annotation, cellular component: membrane. Lineage: Eukaryota; Metazoa; Chordata; Mammalia; Carnivora; Hyaenidae. Gene Ontology annotation, molecular function: olfactory receptor activity; G protein-coupled receptor activity. Bases 7 to 954 code for a protein of 315 amino acids. Gene Ontology annotation, biological process: G protein-coupled receptor signaling pathway. The transcript has a single exon.